Messenger RNA from Hippopotamus amphibius kiboko, 1690 nucleotides. RefSeq names its product tetraspanin 15 (gene TSPAN15). Gene Ontology annotation, cellular component: membrane. The record is from RefSeq and is a predicted model, not a curated record. Bases 140 to 1024 code for a protein of 294 amino acids. The transcript has 8 exons. Lineage: Eukaryota; Metazoa; Chordata; Mammalia; Artiodactyla; Hippopotamidae.
CUGGUCCCGGGCCGGGGCUGUGAUUGCGGCUCGCCGGUGUCCGUCCCCGAGCGAGCGCCGGUGGCGGGGCGGGGAGCCGGGCCGGCAGCCGCAGGUGGGGCUGCUGACAGCGAGGGACCCAACCCGGGAGCCCCCCAGGAUGCCCCGCGGGGACUCGGAGCAGGUGCGCUACUGCGCGCGCUUCUCCUACCUCUGGCUUAAGUUCUCGCUUGUCAUCUACUCCACAGUGUUCUGGCUGAUCGGGGCCCUGGUCCUGUCCGUGGGGAUCUAUGCAGAGGUCGAGAGGCAGAAAUACAGAACUCUGGAAAGUGCCUUUCUGGCCCCGGCCGUCAUCCUCAUCCUCCUGGGGGUCAUCAUGUUCAUCGUGUCCUUCAUCGGCGUGCUGGCUUCCCUCCGCGACAACCUGUGCCUUCUCCAAGCGUUUAUGUACAUCCUUGGGAUUUGCCUCAUAAUCGAGCUCAUUGGUGGUGUGGUGGCCUUGAUCUUCCGGAACCAGACCAUCGACUUUCUGAAUGACAACAUUCGAAGAGGAAUUGAGAACUAUUAUGACGAUCUGGACUUUAAAAACAUCAUGGACUUUGUUCAGAAGGAGUUUAAGUGCUGUGGCGGAGAAGACUACCGAGAUUGGAGCAAAAACCAGUACCACGACUGCAACGCCCCCGGACCGCUGGCCUGCGGGGUGCCCUACACGUGCUGCUUCAGAAACACGACAGAAGUUGUCAACACCAUGUGUGGCUACAGAACUAUUGACAAGGAGCGCCUCAGCGUGCAGAACAUCAUCUACGUGCGGGGCUGCACCAAUGCCGUGCUCAUCUGGUUCAUGGACAACUACACCAUCAUGGCGGGCCUCCUGCUGGGCAUCCUGCUCCCCCAGUUCCUGGGGGUGCUGCUGACAUUCCUGUACAUCACCCGGGUGGAGGACAUCAUCACAGAGCACUCUGUCACCGACGGGCUCCUGGGACCCGGCACCAAGCCCAGCGUGGAGGCCGCGGGCACGGGGUGCUGCAUGUGCUACCCCAGUUAGGGCCGCGGCCUGGGACAGCGGCUCCGGAAGGACGUGACAGGAUGGCUCUGCUCAGGCCACAUCAUGGGGGCCAGAUGGGACUGUGGCCCUCUCUCCACGUGCGGCACUGACCAGCGCCCCGGCUGCGUCUGCUCAGGGCUCCCAGGCCACCGCCUGUCUGGGGGGGUGGAGCCCCUCCUCAGCUGCAGGCUCCGGUGCCGCCCACCCUGCUGGGCGUGAGGGGCAGGGCGCCCCUCCUGCAGGCUCGCGCUGCCGGGCAAGGGGAGCUCGGCGCUGGGCUCCAGCCCCGGUUCGUUUCUGGUAGUGCCUUGGCCUUGGUGUUUGUGCCCCUUUGAGGGCAGUUUUGUGGUGACUUGUAAUCGGGAGGGAGGAGAGCAUGUGAGCCCCGAGGUCAAGGAGCAAGGGGGAGGGGUGCAGACCCCAGGCCCCAGCCCUUCGUCCUCACCCCUGACGCCAGGUUGGGCCCGUUUCUCAGCCUCCCGGGUGCCUUGAACCCUUCCGGGGCUGCUGCUUUGCUGACCCUGUUUUUUACAUGAUUUUUAUAACAUUCAUUUUGUACAGUUAACAGGAGUUUCCAACUAAUCAGAGCUGGAUGUUUCCCCUAUUCCACUCUUCCCCCUCCAAGCCAGUUUAUUAAUCAGACAAUAAAGACAUGAUUUUUUUUUU